Aspergillus mulundensis is the source of this 1638-nucleotide messenger RNA. Its product is annotated as putative endosome-associated ubiquitin isopeptidase (AmsH). NCBI's taxonomy places the organism in Eukaryota, Fungi, Ascomycota, Eurotiomycetes, Eurotiales, Aspergillaceae. The transcript has 2 exons. The record is from RefSeq and is a predicted model, not a curated record. Gene Ontology annotation, biological process: protein K63-linked deubiquitination. Gene Ontology annotation, cellular component: membrane; endosome. Gene Ontology annotation, molecular function: K63-linked deubiquitinase activity; metal-dependent deubiquitinase activity; protein binding. The coding region runs from base 1 to 1638 and encodes 545 amino acids.
AUGGCGUCCCUGUCCUCAGCCCCAAGCAUAGGAGCCUCCGCUCCGCAAAGCGUAGAGAAAAUCAGCCGUCUUGCGCAGGACUACAAAUUCAACCCCGCAGUUCCUUUGCGAUAUUGGCUGAGGACUGCUGGUACACUGAUGCGCGAGGCUCGGAUCUACCUGCGCGAAGGACACGACGAACAGGCGUACCUCCUACUCUUUCGGCAUGCCCAACUAGUACUUGUAAACUUAGCCAGCCAUCCGGACUUGAAGGAUGGAAAAGAUGUUAGGGAAGAACGGAAGGCACUGGUGGCCGCUGAGAAGGAAGUCAAGCAGAAUUUGGAGAUACUGGAGAAACUGAAACCGCGGAUCAACAAGCGAUAUGAGCGUUAUACACAGUUGAUGCGCGAGCGUCAGUCCCGCAUGUCGUUGUCCGCUGCGGUCAUUCCCGCUGCAUCGACUCUACCACCGCAACCUCCUGACCCUGCCCUUUCGGGCGUUGCCGAACCCCUGGAAGCGGGGAAGGAUAAUGAGCUGGCUGUCAAAUUGGCUCGGACCGAGAUCAGCCGGAGAGCAACGGCUAGGAAUGCAAUGCGCCAGGGCGGCCUCGGUGACGGGGAUGAGUCGAACCGACGUGUCGCGGGGAUAUGGGGGGACUGGGAAGAAGCUCUGCAGCGGAAUGCGAGGAAGGAUUCCGAUGAUAUGAGUCGGCGCAUGCAAGAAGUGCGGCUCAACCUGGAAGGCAGGCCACAGGUUUCGAGCAAGCCUGUAACACGGCCGCUGGUCGAUGUUUCGUCUACAUCCACCUACAAGUAUCCCUCUGUACCCCGGCAAAGACCGCUGGAGGUUCCGUCAAUCCCAGUGGAGAGCCAACAGUCCGAGGCCCGCAAACUCACGAAGCCACCGAUACUUCCUCCUAAAGAGAGCAUCCAGACUGGCCAGCUAAGCAACAUAGAUGAACUUCCACCUCGACCGGACAAGGUAUCGCAGGGGAAUUUGUCCGAAACUGCACCUACAGUGCCUACCAAAGUGACAGUAGAUGAUAAACGCAAGGGUUUGGAUCCAUCUAGCUUCACAUUCAAGCCGUCCGCCUACCUUGAGAACGGGACACCUCUUCGUACGGUCUUUCUCCCACCACAAUUGCGCAGACAUUUUCUUUCGCUCGCCGCAUCUAAUACUCGCAAGAACUUGGAGACAUGUGGCAUUCUUUGUGGCACAUUGAUAUCCAACGCACUCUUCAUUUCACGACUCCUCAUUCCGGAACAAGUUUCCACCUCUGAUACAUGUGAGACCGUGAAUGAGUCUGCCAUUUUUGACUACUGCGAUUCGGAAGAUCUAAUGGUGCUUGGCUGGAUCCAUACGCACCCUACACAGACCUGCUUCAUGAGCUCAAGGGACCUGCACACCCAUUGCGGAUAUCAAGUGAUGUUACCCGAGAGCAUUGCUAUUGUUUGUGCGCCGAGUCAGACUCCAAACUGGGGAGUCUUCCGUUUAACAGAUCCGCCAGGGCUCAAGUCAGUCCUGAGCUGUACUCAAACGGGAUUAUUCCAUCCGCAUGCCGAGGCCAAUCUGUACACGGAUGCAUUGCGCCCAGGACAUGUUUUUGAGGCCAAUGGGUUGGAAUUUGAGACUGUUGACCAGCGGGCGAACAUGUCAUGA